Molecule: messenger RNA, 1677 nt
Organism: Fraxinus pennsylvanica
Lineage: Eukaryota; Viridiplantae; Streptophyta; Magnoliopsida; Lamiales; Oleaceae
Source: the annotation of a GenBank genome assembly
AUGGGCUUUGGAGAUUUGCGAUUUUCAAUCUGGGUUGUGUUCGUGUUGUGUUUGGUAUACUUUUCUGUUGGAUUUGAUCCUGUUGAUAAAUACUAUAUAAAUUGUGGAUCCUCUAGUGAUGUUACUGUGGGUAAUACCAUUUACCUUUCUGAUAAAUCUGCUUCCAAAUUCCUGUCAACCCCACAAGAUAUAUUGGCUGAUAGCAAUUUGAAUAGCAUCACCCGGUCUGAGGAUUCUCAGCUGUAUCGGACUGCUAGAAUAUUUACUGGACCGUCGAAGUAUACAUUUUCGAUUGGCCAGAAUGGGAGGCACUGGAUCCGGCUAUACUUUUAUCCAUUUGUUUAUCAGAAUUAUGAUAUGAAGUCAGCUAGUUUUUCUGUUUUCUCCCAAACGACUGCACUUGUUAGUGAUUUCAGUUCUAAGAAUGUUACGGUUAAAGAAUUUUCAGUCAAUAUAACGUCUGGAGAUCUUGUAAUCACCUUUUCCCCUUCAAGUAAUUCGUUUGCAUAUAUUAAUGCUGUGGAAGUUGUCUCGGUACCGGAUUCCCUCAUUGUGGAUGAUGCCUCUCUUUUCAAUCCAUCGGGGGCAUUUAAUGGCCUGGUGAAUCAGGCUCUUGAGACAGUUGCAAGGGUAAAUAUGGGUGGACCAUUUGUCUCAUUAGGGAAUGACACGUUGGGGCGAACAUGGGUGUCUGACCAAAGUUUCUUGCUACGACCAAACCUUGCCACAAAUGCGUCUAAGAUUUCAGCUGUUAGGUAUCCGGCAGGGGGUCCAACGCCAGAUAUUGCUCCACCGACUGUGUAUGGAACAUGCACAAAGAUGGACUCCGGAAGUGAUCCCAAUAGCAAUUUCAACGUGACAUGGGCUUUUAGUGUGGAUCCGGGGUUUCAAUACUUGAUUCGGUUGCACUUUUGCGACAUAGUGAGUACAGCGGCUAAUCAACUGGUCUUUAAUGUUUAUAUUGAUUCAUUCCUUGUUGCUCAGGAUCUUGAACUAAGUACAAAAACCAAUGGCCAGUUGGCCACUGCAUAUUAUAUGGACUUUGUCACCACAUCAUUUGAUAAAAGUAACCUCAAUCUAAGUAUUGGCCCAUCUUCUCUGAGUGCUUACCCUGAUGCCCUUUUGAAUGGAUUGGAGAUUAUGAAAAUAAACAAUUCUCGAGGUAGCCUUGCUGGGGCACCCAUUCUACCAACAUUUCCAGGCUCCAAGAAGAAAUUGGGAGUGAUUGUGGGUGUUAGCGUUGGCGUGCUACUUGUUUUGGUGAUGAUUGGCAUCCUAUUGUUCAUGCACAGAAGAAGAAAACAAGAACGCCUUCGCCAUUCAAGAGCCUGGGUUCCUAUAUCCAUCAAUGGAGGAACUACCAUGGGAAAUUCCCUCAGGAAGUUUGGAGAAACCGCUGAGAAAUGCUUGGCUGAUUUUGGGGUGGACAGGCCGUCCAUGGGAGAUGUAUUGUGGAAUCUUGAGUAUGCUCUUCAACUUCAAGAGACAACAGUUCACAAUGAUCCCGAGGAGAACAGUACCAAUGUCAUUGGCCAUCUCUCUCCACAAGUUGGUGAAUUCAAUCAUGUUGAUGCCAGCCCUUCCGUUGCCCAAUUUGAAACAUCAAGUGUAGAUGAUCUUUCGGGUGUUUCAAUGAGUCGAGUUUUCUCACAACUAGUGAAGUCCGAGGGUCGAUGA